This is a messenger RNA of Armigeres subalbatus, 1140 nucleotides long. RefSeq lists its product as uncharacterized. Bases 1 to 1140 code for a protein of 379 amino acids. NCBI's taxonomy places the organism in Eukaryota, Metazoa, Arthropoda, Insecta, Diptera, Culicidae. The transcript is spliced from 2 exons. The record is from RefSeq and is a predicted model, not a curated record.
AUGUCCACUGAGGAGUUCCAUCUUUGGAAUCGUGAUAACCUCAGAAGGCUAAACAAAGCACUGCAUGGAAAAGCACGCACGACCGUGGAGCCAUUGCUGUCGUCCCCGGAUAAUGUCGAUCAAGUUAUAAGGAUGCUGAAAUCGAACUUCGGGCGCACAGAAUGGGUUGUAGCCAAUCGGUUGGAAGCGCUUAGAAAUUUGGAUGCCAUCAAAGAAGGAAGUAUCGAAUCAUUCCGAGCCUUCUACAAUGCGGUGGUCGGCACAAAAAUUGCGAUGCAUAAUGUUAAGGCAGAUAACUACCUCAAGCAGAUGUGGAUUCGACACAAGGCAGCGCUAAUAAAAGAAGACGUCGUGGUAGAUUUCAACACUUUCGUCCGCUGGUUGGAGGAUGAGAUGGACAAUCAACUAGCCAGCAUCAACCCCGUGUUUGGAGCCAAGAAGCCGAAUAACCAGGUGAAGCCGAGACAGGUCGUCUUCAACGUCAACAGUCGCGAAGAAGUAGCAGAAAAGAAGUGUCCCCUGUGCUCGGUAAGUUCGCAUUCUAGUCUAGAAAAAUGUGAGCAAUUCCGUAAACUUUCGGUUGCACAACGUCGUUCUACUGCCAAAUCGUGCAAAGUUUGCUACGUCUGCCUGUUAUCGGAUCACGCUAGGAGAAAUUGCAAAUCCGAUAAAAAAUGUUCAAUUUGCAACAAAAAUCACCACGACCUGGUCCAUAGCGACGAUGUUUCUAGGAAUAACAGGCCCAGCCGGUCGGAUGUAGCGUCGAACGUGUGUAACAUAAAUGGCAAGAACGUCAAUACACUGCUUCGUGUUGCCAAAGUCAAAGUUUGUGGUCCAAAUGGCAUCGAAGAAGUGUUUGCCCUGUUCGACGAAGGUUCAUCGUUGUCUAUGAUGGAUGCAGAUGUUGCGACACGAAUUGGAUUACAUGGACGGACUUCCACAGUAAACUACCGAUGGACGAACGGCAUUUCGCAUAAGGAGGAGCAUUCAAUGAUACUGUCAUUCAACAUCUCUGGGCCGUCGGAACAAGCAAAGUGGUUUAAAGCCAGUUGCAUCCACACUGUGAAGAACCUCGAUCUACCCUGUCGUGACUUCAUGAAACCGCACGUCCUCGCGUCAACGAAAUCGUUUCAAAACUGA